This is a messenger RNA of Aplosporella prunicola CBS 121167, 1338 nucleotides long. RefSeq lists its product as uncharacterized. The record is from RefSeq and is a predicted model, not a curated record. Lineage: Eukaryota; Fungi; Ascomycota; Dothideomycetes; Botryosphaeriales; Aplosporellaceae. The transcript has a single exon. Bases 1 to 1338 code for a protein of 445 amino acids.
AUGCGGAAGCUGCGCAUACCUUUCUUUCGCAUCUGGUACAGCACCACUUAUACCGUCAUCUUCCUAAUCCUAGUAGUCCUCCUUGCGGUAUCGCCGGCCGAUCUCAUUUCCCAGACCAUCCGCAACCGCUCCUACCCGAAUGCCUUUGUCGUCGGCGGCGUCUAUGUGCUCACCCUCGUCAUCAUCCUCUUCAUCUUCGCCAGCCGCCUCUACACGAAUCGCACCGUUCUCGCCGGCAUCCCCAAGGCAUACAUACCGGUCGAAAAGGGCGAGGUGGGCAAGACUGUCCGGCGCAUGAUUGUGAAGGGUUUCGAACGAAGCGCUCUAAUUGCAUGGGAUUCGCGUCCGCGAGACGUCAGGACUGAACUGGACGAUGGCGAUGUCAGUACGACGCCUUCGGUCGAGCGUCAUCAUCAUCAUCCGCCCUUCAAGAGGAAACACCGCUCCAGGGAUAUGAAUGUUAUCCCGAUAGACCCGGAGAAACCCCCUUGGGGACAUAUCUCGCACCCAGGAUGGUCUUCGCCGUCUGCGAACAACUUGCCUACCCUGCAGUACGAUACCGUCGUGGCAGAGCUGCCGAACCUCAUUGAAGCAAAAGCGGUCUCGCUCGCUCCUUCGCACCCCGCCUUCGCGUUUCCGAUGCCCGACAAUGGAGCGCCACUCAUGCCCGAUGCCCGCAUCGUAGCCUUACUUCAACGCCCUGCGACAAUGGGUCUGCGAGACUAUAUCGGUCACCUCUCUUCCUUUGGUCUUAUCAAUCCGCCCGAGUUGGGAACCGCAUUUCUGGAUCGCUACGAGUACGCACGCUUCUCCAUGUUGCCGCUUUCGGAGGACCAGUUCCGUGACCUAAUGGAGAUUUUUGCCGAAAUUCUCACAGGCAUGACUGGCCUCAAUCCCGACCUUGUGGUCCAACUGCAAGCGGAGGAAUAUGGUUCAGACACGAGCAGCCUGGCACCUUCGCAUAGGACUUCUCAUUCUAACGCCUCAACCAUUCACUACAAGACACCCCAGCCAAGACCUCAAACUGGCUCCACAUACACGCAGAGUACCACAUCCACACCGGUUCGGAGGGAUAGCAUUAGCAGUAGGAGCAUAGGAACCGUACGAACAGCACGAACACGCUUCUUCGACGCCUACUCCGAGCAUAGGACCCUCUCUCGGACGUCUUCCGGUAUCUCAAGGCCAUCCACACAAGGAUCAGUUCGCCCACCACGCACACCUGCCUCGCUGGCUCCAUCGUCUACGUCAUCGUUGCGAUCCGCAAGAAGUGUCAUCAGAUUGACGCCGAAUCCUAGACCCGGGGAGGUGCCUUAUCAAUUUGACUUGGGAGGCGGUUGA